Neocloeon triangulifer is the source of this 2434-nucleotide messenger RNA. RefSeq lists its product as uncharacterized. Bases 1 to 2346 code for a protein of 781 amino acids. NCBI's taxonomy places the organism in Eukaryota, Metazoa, Arthropoda, Insecta, Ephemeroptera, Baetidae. The transcript is spliced from 22 exons. Gene Ontology annotation, molecular function: odorant binding. The record is from RefSeq and is a predicted model, not a curated record.
AUGAGGCUUCGCUUGCUUAUAUUUUGCGCUCUCAUUGUGCUUUUGAUUUAUGCCACCUUUGCUGAAGCUCAGAAAAAGAAGGAAAGAAACAAGGCAAAACAGCCAAAGAAGAAGGCUAAUGUGCUUAAAAAGAGAAUCUCUAAUUUGAUACCCACUACCAAGAAGGCGACGAGCACCAGCAUCAUAACGUCGUCACCAACUUCACAGAAAAGUGCAGGGAAGGCUCAAAAACAGUCUACCAAAAUCCCUGUAAAAAUUCAAAGACCGGCACCUGUACUUGCAGAGGUUCCUGAUAAUCAUUGCGAUUCGGCAUCUUCAUGCAUGUUCUGUGACUUCAGCAGUCUGCAUUUUAACGAGACUGGCAACAUGAUUAACAAUAGUAUGCAAAAUUAUAUCUUGCUGCAGUUUUACAAGGCUGAAGAACAGACCUACGCUAUAUUCAACCAACACUUUCGAACUUGGACCGAUAACUGGAAAUUUUGCUACUCUAUAAACAUGCAGCCGGUUAUGUUUCAAAUAAAUAGCUCUGACCACUUCCGUUUCACAAAAACAUUGAAGGAUGAACUGGGUGAAUUAGUGAGCUUGGGAUACCAGUUCUGGUUUGGUGCGUAUUUUGACGCCACCCAGUGGGUCACGUGCGAGGAGGAAUUCCUGGCAGAAAAACUACCAUUACCUUUCAACUUUGGCGAAGGCGAAGUUCAAGAAUGUGCAUCUAUUGUCUCGGAUGGACGUGUUGUCAGGGCAAAUUGUGAUGACUCGCUGCGAUUCGCUUGUCAAACAAAAAAUUCAAUUCCAGAAUCAUCACAAAGCUGCGUUGCAAAUUGCAGUCUUCAAAAGUGCAGCUCAAUAACGAAAAGGACUAAAUCUCUUGAAGAUCUUUACCUUGGUGGACUUUGGGUUUAUGACUGCGAUUCCUAUUAUUUGUUUUCAUCAUAUUCGGCAAACAUCACUGAAGCACGUGACGUAUGUUGCUCACUGGGAGGAAAGUUGGCCUCCUUUUCGACCGAAUUUAAGCAAGAGUGCUUUAAUAACUUAAUCAAAGUUGACUUUGAGCCUGAAAUGAUCGACGAAUUUUGGACGUCCGCUUCGGGAAUGGACUGUACGAACUCGUAUCGGUGGUGCUACGGGAAAGAAAUCCGUCAACCGAAGAAUUCAUUUUCAUGGAAGCCGUCAAUUUUGCCCAGUAGUGGCAAUGGAAGUUGCGUUUCUCUGAAUAUAAAACGCGACGAUGACCUAAAAGUUAUUGAAACAACGUCUGCGGCCAUUGGAGAGGGUGACGUUUUGCAGUUUUACCAAAACAAGUACAAUGAGGAUGUCUCUUCCGCACUUGAACGGCCUGACUUGAAUUCAUUUGCAAUGGAAAAUUGCUCUAGCAAAAAGAAAUUUAUAUGCGAGCUUAAAUUCUUGAAAGAAUCUCCAGAAAACGCAAUAAGUUCUUGUAGAAAGUUGCUCAAUAUUACUGAUGGAGAGUUUGAUGAACUUAAAAACACAAGUAGCUAUAACUUAAGGAAAAAGUGCUAUGUAAAAUGCAUAAUGGAUCUAAUGAGUUUGGCACAAAAGACCACACUGUUGGAAUAUCAAAUACUCAAGUUUUCAAUUUUGAGUGAAGAGUUAACUUUCUCAGUUUUCCAAACGUGCGGAAAAGCUAUGAAUCACACAAAUCAUUGUGAGGCGGCAUUCAGAGCUUUCAAAUGCUUUGAAAAACAGGCACCAGUGUUUGCCAGGCAAUUCAAAUUCACAUUUUUGCUAAGUAUGUACCUUUUUUUCAAUUUUAAUGCUACAAAUUCAAAAAUUGAACUGGCCACUUACCGCCCACGUGAAUGCAAUUCCGCUGAUGGCGCGGCUGAUGAAUUCUUCUUUAAUACAGCCCAAGCAGCUAACGGUUCUUUGGUCAAAGGACCGGACGGAAAAUUGUGGUUCAAAUCAAAAUUUAAAGAGUACCAUAAUUAUGAAGACGCACAUAAAACGUGUGCACUGUUGUACAUAGGUGGAACAAAUGAUUGGGACCUACCAGCGUUUAUUUUCUACAAGGAUUUCAAAGCAUUUUACGAUUGGAUUGAAGGAGAGAAGUCUGACAAUUUAAUCGCGCAGACUUUUAUCGAUAAUAAUAAAGAGAGGUGGUGCACGGUUAGGGGACCAUCUACAGAUGGAAAUUACACGAGAGUUAGAUACGAAUCAAGUACGAAUGUGCCACUGGUAAUGAAUUUCACCAAAAUGCCUUUGGAGACGCUCAAGGUUCCGACUUUCCUUUACAUGCCUAAGGGCAGCGACUUUAAGUACAAGCUGGGCGUUGCUUGGAAAAAACAAAAGCUGCAAGUCAACUAUUUUUAUUGCCAACAGAUUUAGUCACAGAAAAUUGGCGGCUAUAUUUGUAACCAAAUAAUUAUUGAUCAAAUUGGUUUCUCAGAAAAUUAGCAAAAUUCGGAUGCAAGCA